Fomitopsis serialis is the source of this 309-nucleotide messenger RNA. RefSeq lists its product as uncharacterized. The transcript has 2 exons. The annotation marks the transcript as partial. NCBI's taxonomy places the organism in Eukaryota, Fungi, Basidiomycota, Agaricomycetes, Polyporales, Fomitopsidaceae. The record is from RefSeq and is a predicted model, not a curated record.
GGUUCUAUCUACACUCUUGCAAUCGUGGCUAUCGCAAAUAUGCGUGUGCCCCUGAUGAAAUCCAUAGGGAACUUCGCAUGGCAAGUGUCCAACGUUCUUCGAGAUCUGGAUCCCGCUACACCCGCAGGUCAGACGGUUAUUGAACACAUCAUUCCAGCUGUCGCCAGCCUACGCCAAUCAGUUCCAUUGACGUUCGAUACUCUCUUCCAUAAGGAUGUCCUGACCGAACUCUGCAUGUCCACGGACAUGAUUGCAUGCUGGAACUUAGAGCAAUCCGACGAAGCUCUGAGCUGGCUGGAUCUCAAGUAA